Molecule: messenger RNA, 1181 nt
Organism: Corylus avellana
Lineage: Eukaryota; Viridiplantae; Streptophyta; Magnoliopsida; Fagales; Betulaceae
Gene: WRNEXO
Product: Werner syndrome-like exonuclease
Biological process (GO): nucleobase-containing compound metabolic process
Molecular function (GO): nucleic acid binding; 3'-5' exonuclease activity
Source: RefSeq, a predicted model, not a curated record
CCAUUUUGUUUUUCUGAAGGAAGGGUUUAUACAGUUCCCUUCUAUUCAUUUCCUCUCUAAAUCGUAAAUUUACUCAAAGAAACUGUUGUAGAUUUGUUAGCAGAUACUUAAAUUUGGUUGAACGAAUGAAGAACACUCUUAUUUCUUCCAAAAAAAAAAAAAAUGCUACAGAAUGGAGUGGAUGAACCCUUGACAGAGCAAGAUCUCCAAGCCAUCGAUGCCGCCUUCCAGUCCGCCACUUCCUCUUUUCGCAAAAAGAAACAACGGCGCACCCCUGACGCCGUAAUAUCUGAUCCCCCCAUGGCUGCUCGCCGAUUGCCCAGAUCCCUUCGCGCCCUCCAACACCCAAAUCCACUUCUAUCGUCUUGUCAAGCGGUGAAUGAGAGGACGAGAUACCCAGCGUUGAAGUUUGGGGGUCGCAUUGUGUACAGCAGGACCGCCACGGAGGUAGAGAAAGCUGCAGAGGAGCUUUUGAAGAACCUCGAAGCACAGAAAAGAGAGUCGGGUCAAGUCGUACUUGGACUCGACAUUGAGUGGCGACCCAGUUUCCGAAGAGGUGUUUCGCCUGGGAAGGCUGCAAUUAUGCAGAUAUGUGUGGGCACUAGUCAUUGCCACGUGAUGCAUAUUUUUCAUUCUGGAAUUACUCAAAGUUUGCAGUUUCUUCUCGAGGAUCCUAUUAUUUUGAAGGUUGGACUCGGCAUUGCUAGUGAUGCUGCCAAGGUUUUUAAAGACCAUAAUGUAUUCAUAAAAGGUGUGGAAGAUCUUUCCUAUCUCGCUAACCUAAAGCUUGGACCCAAGAAAUGGGGUCUUGCAUCCCUAACUGAGAUGCUUUUAUCCAAAGAGCUUGAAAAGCGCAGCAAAAUUCGGCUAGGAAACUGGGAGACUAAUUUUCUGUCCAAGGAGCAAUUAGAGUAUGCUGCCACUGAUGCUUUUGCUUCUUGGCAUCUGUAUCAGGUCUUAAAAGGCCUCUCCAAUAGAGAAGAAGAAGUUGCUCACGACAAAGGAAUCAAGGAUUUGGAAGGUGUGACUCCAUCAUAAUAUAAUGUUCAACAAAACAUUUUCUGAUUUUAUCAAACUCAGAAUUUUGUAUUUGAAUAGACUCAACUAUGACGCUUAUGUUCAUGUAUGUUCUUAUUUAGAAGAUUGGUAUUGAAUUGGAUGUAAGUUUCACUUAUUUUGAA